This is a messenger RNA of Apis laboriosa (Himalayan honeybee), 412 nucleotides long. RefSeq names its product cuticle protein 64-like. The record is from RefSeq and is a predicted model, not a curated record. The transcript has 3 exons. NCBI's taxonomy places the organism in Eukaryota, Metazoa, Arthropoda, Insecta, Hymenoptera, Apidae. The coding region runs from base 1 to 333 and encodes 110 amino acids.
AUGUGUUCUGUGCAGACUGCAUUAGUUUCAAUUGCGAACAACCCAUCGUUACGAUACAAUAAUAUAACAAGCAACAUGAAAUUCUUCAUAAUUCUUGCUAUCAUUGCCCUGGUAUCUCCCUUGUAUGCCCAAUCUGAAGAAAAAAUAAUUGAGAAAAGAGGUUUAUAUGGUGGCAUUGGUUUGGGUUAUGCAAGUCAUGGAGGAGGUUUUGCGUAUAGCGCACCAAUAAUUACCAAAUCUAUUCAUAUCCCUACUGUUCGACUUGGAUAUGGUGGAUAUGGUGGAUAUGGUGCAUAUGGUGGAUAUGGACACUCUGGAGGAUAUAGAUGGUGAAAAAUUUAAAUUGUUCUAAAUUUUGUCCAUUGGUACUAUACCUUUGUAAUAUAUUAUUAUAAUAUUACAUUAUUGUAAU